AUGACAUCAAUUCCCAUCUCAGCCUUGCUUCUAGGCCUCGCGGCUUCGGCUUUGAGUUUGAGCUUCAAUGUUCCGAUAUCCCCGCCUUCAAAUUCUAGCCAGCAGCUCUCUGCAGCUCCAGUUGGUGUAUCUCUGGAGUUCUUUGCGUUCCCUGAGUACAUUCAAGAGGUCGAAUCAACGAUGACAUGUCUGCAGAACCUCAAGGAUCUGACAGGAACAUGGCCUCCUAUGCGGAUCGGAGGCACAACACAGGACCGCGCGAUAUACAAUAGCUCAUCAACGGAAGCUGUCACUUAUACAGUGGCCAGCACAGGUGCUGCGCCCGAGACUCUGACUUACGGACCGUCCUUCAUCUCUUUGGCUGCAGGCUAUGCCGGAGAAGUUAUAAUUGGAUUGAAUCGUCGUUUGGACGAUAUCUUGAACACAAUUUCGGCCGCGCUUCUCGCCCAGAGCAAAAUGAACAAUCUAUACUCCAUUGAACUGGGGAAUGAGCCCAACUUUUUCGUUGACAGCGAUCCUAUUGCCAAUGGUGUAUCCUGGACAGCUGCAGCUGAUGAAUCAUCCCAAGUCACCUGGCAAGAUGCGAUGUGCGGAAAUCUCUCUGCAACUGAUAUCAUCUCAGCAGGUGUCUACUUUGGCACUUCGCCCAUGAGCCUCGCUAGCCUUACCGCGAAAGAGAGUGAUGCGAAUGACUAUGUGAAGGAUUAUUGCUCUCACAACUAUCCCCAGUCAUCUGGCUCCUACGACCUUGCUACUCUUAUGGGCCACAGCAGUAUUGCCACCCAGAUCAAGCCUUAUGCUACUGAAGUUUCUGCAGCUGCUGAAAAAGGCAAACCGCAUAUCUUCGGCGAGACUAACUCGGCAACCCAAGGCGGUGGUGGUAUCAGCCCGACUUUUGGUGCUGCGCUCUGGAUCUUGGACUACGUGAUGCAGACCGUCCUCAUGGGCACAAAUGCCCUCUACUUCCACCAGGGUACCGUUGGAAACUGCCAAUACUGCUGGUGGGGCCGCUACGACAUAGGAUCCCCUUACUACGGUGCUUACUUCGCCAGCAUGGCGCUCGCCAACGCCGACCAGAUUGCGCCUCUGGAUAGCCAAGAUACAGCAUAUGCAGCCUACGCCCUCUACAAGGCUAGCGUUCCUGUCCGGGUCCUUCUCUACAAUUCCGACUACUAUAUAUCUACCAGCGGAACACGGUCCUCGCAAAUAUAUACACUGUCUGGGCUUUUUUCCUCAGGCGUUACUGCUAAACGACUGACUGCUCCCUAUGCUACGUCUCGGGUCGAUCAGGGUCAGAACCCGACCGUUGCGGGCCAGACAUUUGCCAACGGCACUUGCAUUAUUCAGGGUAUAGAGAGCAUAGAGACAGUCACUGUCUCUGGCGGGAAAGCAACCUUCACUGUUGCAGCUUCGGAAGCUCUUCUGGUUUACCUGUAA
Penicillium roqueforti is the source of this 1437-nucleotide messenger RNA. RefSeq names its product glycosyl hydrolase family 79 C-terminal domain-containing protein. NCBI's taxonomy places the organism in Eukaryota, Fungi, Ascomycota, Eurotiomycetes, Eurotiales, Aspergillaceae. The transcript is spliced from 6 exons. The coding region runs from base 1 to 1437 and encodes 478 amino acids. The record is from RefSeq and is a predicted model, not a curated record.